GACUUUAAUACAACACAAUGCAUUUAUGUUUAUGGAGGCUCCGACAUGUAUUGCAUAACUGAUAAUGGAACAAAACCCGUACAGGUCGUACUUUCACUGGGCCAGGAUUCAUUUGUUCUUGCUGAAACCGAAAAGAACAACGGGUUGUACAGAUUCCGUAACGCUCAUCAACAAAUGGCUGGACUGUCAAGACAGAAUGUGACAUGUCAGGUUUCAAAUGCAGCCCUUGAAACACCUUACGAAGUGCAUGGCAUUCUAUGUAACGUGGAGCAAGGUAGCCCGCCCAUCUUAACAGUUCCAGAAUUCCUUGAUGGAGAAAAUUCAACAGCAUCUUGUGCAGUUCGCAAUGCUAUCCCAGCUCCGGCAAUAGAAAUGCACAUUGACACAGUCUUGCUAGAUGAUGUUCUACAAACUGAUUCUUUCCAAGGAUCUUCUCAUACUUUUACAAGCUCAGCAAAAGUGACAAAGGCUAACAUAGCGUGGAAUGGAAAAGAGAUGUGCUGCACCAGAAAGAGCAAAUACGAGUUUGGUUUUAAUGAUAUCUCAGUAUGCAAAAACAUCAGUAUGAAAUUCCCCCCUUCGAACAUUUCUCUGUCCAUUAACAAAAUACCAAAAUACAACAACACUUAUUUUAUCAGUGUCUUAAAUGUUUCUUGUGAAACGAAUGAAUCAAAUCCGCCAUGCACAAUUGAAUGGUCAAGCGACAACAGUAAUUUGAGAUACAUUCAGAGUAACAAUUGGACGAAUGGUGACAAUGGGAGAUAUAGUGCUGUAUCGAACGUGCUUUACAGUGUUUCUAAAUACAUGGCUGGGGGAACUAUUACUUGUUCAAUAAGAUGCGAUCAUUUUCAAUCACAUUUGACUACAAACUACACAGUAUCUUCCUCAGGUGGUCCGACUCUGUAUUUGAACAUGACAUCACCUGUUCAAUUAUGCCCAAAUACUAGAGUGACCGUAAACUGUCUUGUGGAUGACAGUAAUGCUAAUGGACAAUGGACGCUUAGAUGGGAAGAUGCAAAUACCACUGUGCUAAGGAUUUGUACACAAAUAGAGGAAUGCCUUUUAACGCUGGAUUAUACGGGAGAUGGUUUAAACACAUACAUUUGCUACGCUUGGACAUCAGUGGACCUUUUGAAACAUUCCUUGACAGUUUCAAGCUCAAUGACAGAGGACCUAUUUAUGGAGGCAACUAUUGUAAAACAAAGCAUUCCUAAUAUACUUAACUUAACCUGCAACACCAGCGGAAAAUGCAUGCCAUGUGCAAUUGCUUGGAGCAGCAACUCCGUCUUACUUGACCCUAUAUCGACCUCACAAUGGACAAAGAACAGUGGCUCCGGCUAUACAAGUGUUUCAAAUGCUCUCUAUUUCAUUACUAAAGAUGUGGACGGGAAAAGGAUACAGUGUUCUGUAAAUUGUGGGAACGAGUCUUCAUAUUCAAACAAUGAAACAUACACAAUUUCCUUUCAAGCUGUUCAAGAUUCAACUAACAACUCUGCACCAGUUCUAACCCAAAAGUGGUUUAUGUCGGUCAUCUACGCCGUAGCUGGAACACUUUUAUGUCUACUUGUUCUAACGUUAACCUUACUUCUCUUUAGGCGAUGUAAACCUCAUGUUUAUGCAACGCUUCUACGCCGAAGGAAAACUGCAGUUAGAGAGCGAUGUACACAUGUGUAUGAUACGGUGUCUAAUGUUGAGUCAACUGCGCUUCACAAUCUAAGAGGAGUGUCAACAAAUGCUAUCCAGGUCACAAACGCACCUCAACAUUUGGAUAUGGAAGGAAACAAAGUCCUCUCAAAUGAAAAUGUAAGCCACUAUGACUAUGUGGACACUACAUCCGACCACAGCGACAGUCAGACAAACGCGCCGGAUGCAAAUUAUAUUCACGCUUUAUAAAACUACGUGAGAGUCGUUUUUACUAUGUAGUCAGAUUUGUAUUGUUCGAAAUUCCUAUGAUCAUUUCAGUUACGCUAACUGUUUCAAGGCGUUUAUUGUUAUUUGUUUCCUCCCUUUUGUACAAUUGUCAUAUCUUUUUUAAUUUAUUUAUCAUAUGAGUGCAUAGUUUCGUAGAUGAUUGAUAUUAGCCGGAAAUAUAGGUAUUGUUGUAUUGCACCUUGGAAGCUUUUGAAUAUAAACGAUAUUUUGAUUUUUCAGUCAUUAUUUAGUCAUUAUUCAAUGGAAACUUUUAUAUAUUAUAUAUGUGUGUGUUUGUGUGUGUGUGUGUGUGUACAUACCGUGGAUGGUCUUAUGAGGUUGAGCAAGGUUAAGCUUUAAACAAAACUUCAAUACAUUAUGUUUGGCCGUUGUGCUUGUUGUUUUUGUUACUAUUGUAUUUUUAUAGUGUGAGUAAUCGGAUUGCCUGAUCCAGAAGUCCAACUAUCAACAUAGAGUCUAUGGCUGUUACCCUGUUCUAUUAUAGUUGCUAUGAGUUUUAUUUUACUUCUUUUUUGAAUAUCAUGAUGUUAUUUGUUGUAUA
Molecule: messenger RNA, 2473 nt
Organism: Mya arenaria
Lineage: Eukaryota; Metazoa; Mollusca; Bivalvia; Myida; Myidae
Exons: 8
Coding region: 46-1893 (615 amino acids)
Source: RefSeq, a predicted model, not a curated record